UUUUUUUUUCCCGACCCAUGGGUCCCGUUGUGAGUCAACCGGCAAUAUCUAGCUCUGUUUUCAUAAAAGAUUAUUAUUAUUAGUAUCUCAUUGGUGACAUAGGAACAUUCGGGUUAUGAGUAAGAGGCUCAUCAUUUUACACAGCCUCCUCUGUUGCUGACAUGAACUUCAGUUUUAUCGACUUGACUCCGUCCUUCGUCAAGAACAAGACUUCGAGCGAAGUAACCUCGAGGCAAUGCGAAAACACUGAUUCCGUACUUGAACAAUUUUCUUUGUCGAAACACGAUUAUUGAUAUAAAGCUUUGUCUCCUUCUCUAUGCCAAAGAGCAUCCAAUAUUACAUGAAAGAUAAGUCGCGAUCAUACCCAACUCACACAGCUUCAUUGACAGAAUGGCUCCCCCCUCUUUCUUCUCUAUAGCACCCUACAAAACUUUUAAGGGUGCAACAAUGCACUUGUUAGGAGCGUCCGACUUUGUGUCGAAUCAGUGACCAUGUUAUAGAACAAUCGUCUUCAACCCCUAGAUGGCUCAUGUAUACAAAUAACCCUUUGUAUCUAUUAUCCUGCCUGUCACCUCAAUGUACUCACAAUCAACUGAUUCUAGUAUAUAGGAAUAAUAACUGUCAUAUUUAUCUUCUGUUCUUUUUUUGUCUUUUCAGAGCAUUUGCCAGUACGUAGUCGUACACUUUCACUUUUCACUACACUCGGUCUAUCCACUUGGGUGGAUCAGAGAAUCAUCAUGGGGUGCGACUGCAGACGCCUCACUUCUCGCUACGCUUGUAGCCACAAGGAGCGAGAAUUCUAUAGGUGCUGGCGAUAUUAUUAUAAGAAGAAGGGUUCCUGUAUCGCCAUACUCUUCUCUGACUGUGAGAUAGAGCGCCAUGCGGUCAAAGUACCCCGGGUAUGUAACUCUUGCUACGAGUACUUUGUUACCAACUUUGGCGAGGUAGCCGCUCAUAAGGUCAGCCAGAAAUUCCUCGAGUAUAAAGAGUAUAGUGGGGUACACAAGGAUACUAUUGACCCUGCAACGAUCCCCCACGAGGCAUACGUUUCUCCAAAAGAGUUAUAUAAGAUGGGUGCUCCUCGAGCUGCUGCUGCCCUCCAACGGGCAACGUCCGGGAUGUCCAGCAGUUCGACAUCCGUAAACCGUCUGCACCCAUCCCCGCCUCCGCUAAGUCCCCCGGCACCAGUCAUUCCUCGUUCCCGACAUGGCGAUCGUGUUUCAAACCCCAUCAGCCGCUCGACAAAUCCUAUUCAAAGGCCACGAUCACAUAAUAGAAAUUCCAGAACCAACCUCACGAUAGAUGAGGCAGCGCGUCGGAAUGUUUUGCGCAAUAGGUAUUUGGAUGAUGGAUGGAGUACAGCAAAUAUGGCCGGGUGGCAAGAAGAAGAAGAAGAAGACCGUAUCGAUUCCCCAAGGACUAUAGAAUCUGAUGACAUGAAUGAUGACCGGGCCGUCCACGGCAAAACCGGGGAUCGCGCUCUGUACCAGCCAGAGCCUCGCCGUACCAGGCCUCCAAUCCAUGAGCAGCCAUCAUCCAGUUCACUUGUAUCGCGGAUUACCAAGGCGGCUGAGACUGUAAAAAUCCCAGGAUAUGCUCGUCCUUCCAGUAUUCGGAUUUUAGCCGCCCCUAAGAUCCCUACUUGGAGGCGCGAAGUCCGUUUUGCUGAUGAAGUGAUCGAGAAAGGUGAGAAACCUCGAAGAAAAACCCCCCUUUCUGCUCCUUAUGUAUCAAGCGUGUCCAUGGCUUCCCCGUCGCUCCCCCGGAGCAAGUCUGUCACUUACCUCCUAAGGACUCCAAAGUCUGCGGAUUCACUACAGGGCUCGCCGAACCGUCGAGUUUCACCGUGUUCCCCGCCUGUCCCUCCACCACGUACACCCCGAACAUCGCACUUCCGUGAGCACGGAAUUCCUACGCCCGCUUUCCUAGAAAAGGAGAAUAACGACAGUGAGAUGACAUUGACCCCCGGAACGCCUAACGACGUGCUGGUCUCUGUUAGCUUACCUUCGCCUAGCUUCUCGUGCGCGGUACAAUCUUGCUUUUGCAAACCCGGCGAGACUGAUGAAGCCAAGAAGUGUCCUAGUUGUCGCGCGAGGCGACGGCUAGAGCGCCGACUACAGAUGAAAUGGAUCUAAAAUAGACCUAAUCGAAGAAGGCGAGGCAAAAGGAAUCCCGUCUCUAGUAGAGACUAUGGCCCCUUAUCAUCAUCAAAUACGACCGCGGUAUAUACGGACAUGCUUGUACAUACGGAGGGUGAGUAUUCUUGGUUCUCUGGUUCCAUCUCCUGGUUUUUGGCCCAUCUGCUUCUAGGUUCGGGGGGAUAUCUCAAAAAAAGGUGAGUCUUCGGCUUAGAGUCGAGUCCAACGUACUGCUAGUUAUAAAUAUGCUACCCAGAGCAUAUUGCAUACGACAACUAGCAAUUCUCUCAUUUUCUGUUUCUGCUUUCUAAUUCUUACAAAUUAACUGUUUCGGGUAUGAUCUGGUAUCGUAUCUAAGUCUCUUGGAACAAUUAGAAUAGUCAAGUAUCUAUAGUAUUGACC
Messenger RNA from Hypoxylon trugodes, 2540 nucleotides. RefSeq lists its product as uncharacterized. NCBI's taxonomy places the organism in Eukaryota, Fungi, Ascomycota, Sordariomycetes, Xylariales, Hypoxylaceae. The record is from RefSeq and is a predicted model, not a curated record. The transcript is spliced from 2 exons. The coding region runs from base 738 to 2135 and encodes 465 amino acids.